This is a messenger RNA of Sinocyclocheilus rhinocerous, 941 nucleotides long. Its product is annotated as myoferlin-like. Gene Ontology annotation, biological process: membrane fusion; plasma membrane organization. Lineage: Eukaryota; Metazoa; Chordata; Actinopteri; Cypriniformes; Cyprinidae. The record is from RefSeq and is a predicted model, not a curated record. The annotation marks the transcript as partial. The transcript is spliced from 6 exons.
CCUGCAGAGCAGCUGUGUCUUGUAUCUAAAAAGGAACAUUUCUGGAGCCUCGACAAAUCAGAGUUUAGAAUCCCACCCAAGCUGAUUGUUCAAAUAUGGGAUAAUGACAAAUUCUCUCUGGAUGAUUAUCUAGGUGCUAUUGAACUUGAUCUGCAGCACCUCAUCAACCCUUCCAAAACACCGGAGAAAUGUAGCCUUAGCAUGGUGCCGGAUGGAACUACACCUCCAAAAUCAGACCAAUUUAAGUCUCUUUUUGACCAGAAGUCAGUUAGAGGAUGGUGGCCAUGCUACAUGGAUAAAGAUGGGAAGAGGGAACUCGGUGGAAAGGUUGAGUUGACUUUGGAGAUUGUGAAUGAGAAGGAAGCGGAUGAGAGACCUGCCGGAAAAGGCAGAGAUGAGCCCAAUAUGAAUCCGAAACUGGAUCCUCCCAAGCGACCUGAAACCUCGUUUUUUUGGUUUACAAAUCCAUGCAAGACGUGCAAGUUCAUAGUGUGGCGAAGAUUUAAAUGGCUGUUCAUCGGCUUGGUUGUGCUAAUCUUAGUGUUAUUAUUCAUUGGGAUCUUGUUGUAUUCAUUACCCAACUACAUUUCCAUGAAAAUCGUCAAACCCUUCAAUUAAUUUCAGGAGGAGUUCAACUUAGUCAUUUUAUCCAUGUAGAUGGCGUGACUUGGUUUUCACUCAGUGAAGUAAUUAACAGAAAUGGUUCGUUUUCUUAAUGACGUGCAGACCAUCAGUACAGUGUUCAUCUUGUUGUUUUUCAUUUGGUUGUUUUGGUAUUUUACCUUUAAUCACUCUUUGCACCGAUAUUAAAUUUAAUGAUGAAUUUUCACUUUUUGGUUCAGGUUUCACUGAUAUUUAGAAACAUUUGUACACAAACCAUUAAGUGUUUUCUAUUAUGAAAAAAUAUUUUAUUGUAUUAUAACCUCAGAUCAUUUUAAAGA